ACUUUCACUCCUCAUCUUCCAUUCAACCACCAUUGCUGCUCAAGCAAUGAUGGACACUCUCGCACCCUUUUUGGUACUCGUGCAGCUGGCAGGAGCGCUGGUUCGGCUGCCAGAGACGGCUGCGGUUGGCAGUGGGGGUUCGAGGAGUUGUAGCUUCCCGGCAGUGUACAAUUUUGGAGACUCAAAUUCAGACACCGGAGGAGCGUCAGCAGCGUUGUCUGAAGUCACUGCGCCCAAUGGGGAGACCUUCUUUGGGCACCCUUCCGGGAGGAGCUGCGACGGCCGGCUCAUAAUUGAUUUUAUCGCUGAGACCCUGAAACUGCCUUAUCUGAAUCCGUACCUCGAUUCCCUGGGGAUGAACUUCCGGCACGGGGCGAACUUUGCAACUGGUGGGUCAUCCAUUCGUCCUGGUGGCUACAGUCCAUUCCAUCUUGGCAUUCAAAUCGCGCAAUUCCUGCAGUUCAAAGCACGGACAACAGCUCUCUACAUCCAAUUCCAGCAGAAAAAUCAAGAGCUCAUAAACAGACUGCCGAGGCCCCGGGAAUUUUCAGAGGCGCUGUACACAUUUGACAUAGGGCAGAAUGACCUCGCCUAUGGAUUUCAGCAUAUGACUGAGAAACGAGUCCGGGCAUCAGUUCCCGAUAUCCUGAUGCAGUUCUCACAGGCAGUGCACUUUGUGUCUGAUCAGCAACUAUACGAGGAAGGAGCGAGGUUCUUCUGGAUACACAAUACGGGCCCCCUCGGGUGCUUGCCUUAUUCAGUUAUAUACGAUCCCUCAAAACCCACCAAUCUGGACGAGAGUGGAUGCGUUGCGCCCCAGAAUGAGAUGGCUCGGGAGUUCAAUAAACAGCUCAAGGACACUGUCCUAAGGUUGAGGAAGCAGCUUCCGGCUGCAGUUUUUACCUAUGUGGAUGUGUAUUCGGCCAAAUAUGCACUCGUUAGCGAAGCUAAGCAUCUAGGUUUUGUGGACCCAACAAGCUUCUGCUGUGGGAGUUUCUAUGGGUACCAUAUUAACUGUGGGAAGAGGAAGGUUGUAAAUGGAACCUUGUAUGGGAGCCCGUGCAAUGAUCCUUCGAGGCAUGUGAGUUGGGACGGGAUUCACUACACAGAGGCGGCUAACCGAUGGAUUGCUAACAGAAUCCUCAAUGGCUCCUAUUAUGAUCCGCCAGUUCCUAUAGAGGGAGCUUGUCGGGCAAGGAAGUGAGCCAGGUCGGAACGUUAUAUCGUAAGUUUCCAGCUGUAGUCUCUUAUCAUAUUUCGGUAUAACAAGGUAGAAAACUCGCAAUGAAUAAAUUAACAGAGAAGUUCGAGACUGGAAAACGAAAUUCCCUUAGAAUUCAGUUCCGCUUGAGUUGCCAUAUUGAGUCUGGUGUACCAAAAUUAGAAAAUGAAACUCCAACCUUUCUUUUA
Punica granatum (pomegranate) is the source of this 1410-nucleotide messenger RNA. The record is from RefSeq and is a predicted model, not a curated record. Lineage: Eukaryota; Viridiplantae; Streptophyta; Magnoliopsida; Myrtales; Lythraceae.